CCAUAUCAUCUCCUCCAGCAUAGCAACAUAAUCCACAGGAAUCAUCGAGACAGCCUCCCAAUAUAAUCACAACAACAACAAACAACCAAAAAAACAAGAACCAAAAAAAAUGCCCCUCUCCCUCUGGUUCAUCCUCCAAAAAGGCAACUCCUUUGAAAAAACCGCCCAAGAACUAAUUUCGCAAACCAUCCCCAACAUCUUCUUCACCCCAGACCAACUCCAACAAAACAACCACCACACCUUCCCUCCCCACGUCACCAUCACCUCUGGAAUCUCCUUCCCCUCCGACGGCAGCGGUCCCACUCCCCAAGAAUGGCUCGACAGCCUCGAUUGCAGCGCCUACCAAUCCCAACACAACGAAAUAAAAUUAGAAUUAGACACCGUCCAAGCCGAAGACGCCUUUUUUCGCAAAUGCAACAUCGCAUUAAAAGAAGAUUCGAAUUUGAUGGAAUUUGCAACCAUGUGUCGACGUCACGCCUCCACCACCACAACCACCUCCGAAGAAGAAGAAAAAUAUCGCCCCCACCUCAGCCUCCUCUACGCGGACCUUCCGACAUCCACAAUCACGAGUAAACUCCCUCUGAUCGAAAUGAAAGUCGGAUUCGCAAUAGGAGAUUUGUUUGCGUGUUGUGGAGGUGCGUUGUGUAUUGGAGGCAGGAUGGUUUUGGUGGAUACGGGGUCUAGGCCGAUUGGGGAGUGGAAGGAUGCGGUUGUGGCGGAGAGGGAGACGCCGUUUGUGCAGUGGAGGAUUACGAGGAAUUUGGUUUAG
Molecule: messenger RNA, 769 nt
Organism: Sphaerulina musiva SO2202
Lineage: Eukaryota; Fungi; Ascomycota; Dothideomycetes; Mycosphaerellales; Mycosphaerellaceae
Exons: 1
Coding region: 110-769 (219 amino acids)
Biological process (GO): cyclic nucleotide metabolic process
Molecular function (GO): 2',3'-cyclic-nucleotide 3'-phosphodiesterase activity
Source: RefSeq, a predicted model, not a curated record